AUGUCGUCUGAAGCAUUUGUAACGUUAGCAACAAAUGAUGGUUAUGCUCUUGGAGCACUUGUUCUUGCUGAAUCACUUCGUCAAGUUGGAACACAAGCAAAUUUAGUUGUUCUCAUCUCAAAUCAUUUAUCUGAUUUAAUCAAAGAAACAUUAGAAUCAUGUUUUGAUGAAGUUAUUAUUGUUGAUGAAUUAAAUUCAAAUGAUGAAGAACAUUUAGCUUUAUUACGUCGUCCUGAACUUGGAAUAACAUAUACAAAAAUCAAUUGUUGGCUUUUAGAACAAUAUACAAAAUGUGUUUUUUUGGAUUCUGAUUGUGUUGUUCUACGUAAUAUUGAUGAUUUAUUUCAACGUGAAGAAUUAUCAGCAGCACCUGAUGCUGGUUGGCCCGAUUGUUUUAAUUCAGGUGUUUUUGUUUAUAAACCAUCAAAAGAAACAUUUACAAAAUUAAUGACAUUUGCAUCUGAACAAGAUGCUUCAUUCGAUGGUGGUGAUCAAGGUCUUUUAAAUCAUUAUUUUUCAAAUUGGCGUACAGAAGAUAUUUCUCGUCAUUUACCAUUUACUUAUAAUGUAACAGCAAAUGCAUUUUAUUCAUAUUUACCAGCUGUUACACGAUUUCGUCAUGAUAUUCAUGUUAUUCAUUUUGCUGGUGCAAUGAAACCAUGGCAAUUAUCAUAUAAUCCACAAAAUGAACAAUUAUCAGGCAAUUUAAGUGGUCAAAGUGAUAUUCAACGAGAUUUUCUUCUUUCAUGGUGGAGAGUUAUGUAUCAACGAGUUUGGCCAAAAUUAUCUAAAUUUGAUUCUCUAUCCAAUACAAACAAUCAAUCAUUUGGUGAUAAACAAGGUUUUGGAAAUCAACAUUUUGGUUCAUUAAAUUAUGGAAAUUUAAUAACUCAUCAAGGAAUGGAAUCAGGUUCAGCUGCACAUCGUCGUGCUUGGGAAGCUGGUCAUAUUGAUUAUUUUGGUCGAGAUUCAUUUUCAAAUAUUCAACAACAAUUAGAACGUAACAUAUCUCAUCUUCCACAACAAUAUCAUCCAUCACAACAAAGACAAAUAACACCUGAAAAAACAACAACAACAAUACCAGCACCACCAAGUAUUCUCAAAAAUUCAAGUAAAGAAACAACACCAUCACCACCAACCAUUCCAAUACAUCAAACAAAAAGUUCGGUAAAAGAACCAACACAACAACCAGCCCAUUCAGUAAAAAGUUCAGUAAAAGAACCAAUACAACAACCAGCCCAUCCAGUAAAAAGUUCAGUAAAAGAACCAAUACAUCAAACAAAAAGUUCAGUAAAAGAACCAGCCCAUCCAAUAAAAAGUUCAGUAAAAGAACCAACACAUCAAACAAAAAGUGCAGUAAACGAAUCAACACAGCAAAAAACAAGUGUUACACAAAGUUCACCAAAAGAAUUACCACUUCAAUCAACAACAAAUCUUCCAACAAGUUCAGUAAAAGCAUCAACAACAACAGUUCAGCAAGUACCAAAUGUUACUAAAAGUUCAGUAAAAGAAGCCACACAAUCAACAUUUACAAAAGUUUCAGCAAAAGAAACAACAUUACCAGCACCAGCACCAGCACUCAUACCAAAAACAACUACGUUACUUGGAAAUACUCAACCAUUAAUUGAUUCACAUACACAUGAAUCGAAUUGGACAGUUAAAUCAACAAUUGUAACUGCUUAUACUCAAGGUUCUGGAGUAACUGCUGGACCAACUGUAGUAAGUAAAGUAGUUAGUGAAACUCUAGCUUCAUCGGACAGUGAUGUUCCAAUAAUAACAUCAAUUACACAAAAGCCAGAUCCUGGAACACCCAUUCGACAUGUCACAUCAUCAACACCAUCAACAGCAACGACAAGUAAUGGAAAUCGUAUAAAGCAUUAA
Molecule: messenger RNA, 1881 nt
Organism: Adineta steineri
Lineage: Eukaryota; Metazoa; Rotifera; Eurotatoria; Adinetida; Adinetidae
Source: the annotation of a GenBank genome assembly